Colletotrichum graminicola M1.001 is the source of this 969-nucleotide messenger RNA. Its product is annotated as SWIM zinc finger protein. Lineage: Eukaryota; Fungi; Ascomycota; Sordariomycetes; Glomerellales; Glomerellaceae. The transcript has 2 exons. Bases 1 to 969 code for a protein of 322 amino acids. Gene Ontology annotation, molecular function: ubiquitin protein ligase activity; zinc ion binding. The record is from RefSeq and is a predicted model, not a curated record.
AUGGUGGGUACCCGCGCUCGCAACAGAGCGACCCGCUCCGUGUCCGGACGCCGUCAGAGGUUGCAAAGAUCCACCACAGGAGCAGCCUCGACGGCCGUGAGGAAGCCGGUGGCCUCGUCGAGCCGGAAAAGAAAAGCCAGCCUCACGGACGACAUAUCGCCACCAGACAGCACUGACAAGGCAAAGAAAAGAAAAGCCAGUCUCGCGGACGAUAUAUCGCAAUCAGACAGCACUGACAAGGCAAAAACGCCAAAGACUGCUGUUGCUACCGCCAAAAAAGAGAGGCGACUGCGUCGAUACCGACCUACAGCACCCGAAAGCUUUCGUGAAAUCUAUCGUCGUGCCUUAACCCAGAGGUUUUACAUCCUUGACCGAUAUCGUUGCGGCACUGCAGAUAUCCCCGAGGAGGAGGUCCAGCUGACGGGCUCUACCGGCAAUAUUUAUACAGUUCAUAUCUGUCAGAAGCCGUCUUGCACCUGUCCACACUGGCUAAAGGGCAACCAAUGCAAGCAUUGGCUCUAUGUCAUGUCGCGAGUCCUACGCGCCAAGUACGAGCUCACGUACCAACUGGCCCUUGUUCCCAGUGAACUCAGGGAGAUAUUUGCAAACGCCCCGCCCAUUGAUGCCUCGUCAGAGGGGUCUCAAGACAAGAACCGCAAACCCGUAGAGGGCGAUUGCCCCAUCUGCUUCUCAGAGUUCGAGACCGGGAGCGACGAAACCAUUGUGUGGUGUCGCGCAGCAUGCGGUCAGAACAUCCACAAGGACUGCUUCGAGACGUGGGCGGCUACAAAAACAAAACGUCGUGGUUCCGGCGCAGGUGACGUGACUUGCCCGUUCUGCCGGAGCAUCUGGCAAGGCGACGACGAUAUGGUGAAGAGGAUCAAGGGGGGAGGCAAAAUCACCCACGAAGGCUACGUCAACGUCGCCGAUGAGCUGGGCAUCAGUCCUUACAGGGGUAAGAUCGCAUAG